AUGCCAGUCGAACGCUUACCCCAGUGGAACGCCGCUACUCCCAAACAGAGCGUGAGGCCCCAGCAGUUGUUUGGGGCUGCGAAAAGUUUCACCUUUACUUAUAUGGCACCACCUUUGACUUGCUUACCGAUCACACACCGUCGAGUAACACCUUAUUGGCCACAAGCCAAUUCCGAAGUCGAACGGUUUAACCGCACACUCGAGAAGGCCAUUCGCGCUGCAAAUACCAAAGGAAAAGAUUGGAAAAGCGAGCUCAACACCUUCCUACUCAAUUACCGAGCAACAGCUCAUUGCACUACUGGCAAAUCACCUGCUGUUCUCUUGUUUGGUCGAGAGAUACGCACCAAGCUCCCGUCGUUGAACACUAGCCGUUCGCCAGCUCCAACGUCACCUGUUGUCGACCCCGCCAUUCUAGAGCGUGAUCGUUGUCAGAAAGCAAAGAUGAAGAAGUAUGCGGAUGAGAAAAGACGUGCAGCACCUUCCAACAUAAAGAGGGGCCGGGUGACAAAGUUCUUCUGAAGCAAGAACGAAAGAAUAAAUUAUCCACAAAAUAUGACCCAGACCCAUAUAUAGUGGUAGGAACGAAAGGCACAAGUUUACUUCUAAAGAGACGAGCCGAGCCCGAGAUAAUGAGGAAUUCGUCAGCAGUUCGCAAAUUUUCGCCGGAGGGAACAGAUAAUCAUCCACACGAAGCCAAACGGAAACCAGACCAAGUGGUUGAUACAACAACAAAGCCUAGACCCCAGCGACAGCGAAAACCUCCUGAAUAUCUUGGACAUGAAAAGUGA
Paramuricea clavata is the source of this 788-nucleotide messenger RNA. The record is from the annotation of a GenBank genome assembly. Lineage: Eukaryota; Metazoa; Cnidaria; Anthozoa; Malacalcyonacea; Plexauridae.